AGGGUCCGGCGCCAGCGAGCAGCGCCGCUGCCUCCUCCCGCCCGCAGCCUCCGCCCUCCGCGGCUGGCCAGUCGUAAGCGCGCAGGCAGCUCGCCCCCGGCUCGGACUCAGCCUUGCACACGGCUCAGCGCUCCCGAGCUCUGCGCAGCCGGCACCCCGGGCGAGCGAGUGGCUGGCUGUGCGCGCGCCUGAGCCAGCGUGCCGGGUGGGCUGCGGACUCCCAGCAGCGUCCUCCAGGCUCUGCCUGCCGAGCCAGCCCGCCAGCCAGUCAGUCAGUCAGCCCGCCAGCCGCCCGCCGCCCGCCAGCCGCCCGCCAGCCGCCCGCCGCCGCCCGCCAGCCGCCCGCCAGCCAGCCCUCCCGGCGCAGCAGCAUGAACGUCAGGCGGGUGGAAAGUAUCUCCGCUCAGCUGGAGGAGGCGAGCUCCACAGGCGGUUUCCUGUACGCCCAGAGCGGUACCAAGCGCAGCAUUAAAGAGCGCCUUUUGAAGCUCUUGCCCUGCUCGGCUGCCAAAACGGCGUCUCCUGAUAUCCAAAACAGUGUCGAAGAUGAAAUGGAAAUGGCCACUGUACGGCAUCGACCAGAAGCUCUUGAACUGCUGGAAGCCCAGAGCAAAUUCACCAAGAAGGAACUUCAGAUUCUCUACCGAGGAUUCAAGAACGAAUGCCCCAGUGGUGUUGUUAAUGAAGAAACCUUCAAAGAGAUUUACUCUCAGUUCUUUCCACAGGGAGAUUCAACAACAUAUGCACAUUUUCUGUUCAAUGCAUUUGAUACUGAUCACAAUGGAUCUGUGAGCUUUGAGGACUUUGUGAUGGGUCUUUCCAUUUUGCUUCGAGGGACAGUGCAAGAAAAACUCAACUGGGCAUUUAAUUUGUAUGACAUCAAUAAAGAUGGAUAUAUCACUAAAGAGGAAAUGCUUGACAUAAUGAAAGCGAUAUAUGACAUGAUGGGUAAAUGUACGUAUCCUGUUCUUAAAGAGGAUGCUCCCCGACAACAUGUGGAAACAUUUUUCCAGAAAAUGGACAAAAAUAAAGACGGGGUAGUUACCAUAGAUGAGUUCAUUGAAAGCUGCCAAAAAGAUGAAAACAUAAUGCGCUCCAUGCAGCUCUUUGAAAAUGUGAUUUAACAUGUUGGUUAGAUCUCAAAUUUAAUAGACAAAUGUGAACUAUUCUAAAACAAUAUUCAAGUUGGAAUUACCACUUUUAGCAUAGACUGCUCAGCUUUACACUGAAGCAUAUUAUGCAAAUAAGCUUUGUUUUUAUUAUAAAGCCAUCCCCAAAAUUAUGUUUCCAAGAUAUCAAUUUGCAUCCUUUUCAUUAUGUCACUAAAUUAAUGGGAUGUUCUAAAAAUUUCCUACCACAAAGCUAUUCAAAGAAAUGGUACCUGACAAACACAUAAUUUUAUCGGUACUCCAACCCUGGAAUUAUUGAGGCUUUCGCACAUCAAAGUGAUGUUAUGAUAGUGUUUUUUGCUACCCAUUUGUAUUAGAAUCCAGCCCCACUAUUGUUUUUUUCCCCCUAAAAUAUUGGCAUCAGUGUUUAAUUUAUAGAAAUUAGAUUUCAUUUCCAUAUUUGUAUGCUGUAAUCCCAUUUAUAUACUUUGAGUAAACAAAAACAAUUCUCGCUAUUAAAAAUGAUGCAGUCCCUAUUUUUGUGGGUUUUCCUCUUUUUGUUGAAGUCUCCUUUUGCUGAAGCCUUCAUUUAUCUGGCAUUUUUCUACCAUUAGAACUAAAACGAUUACCUGGUGACGGCAUACUUCUUUUGAGUAUGGCUCAUUAAUAAGUACUUGUUGGUUUUCCGUAUUAGAACCCAAAUCCCACAUAAUAUAUGUAAUUUGGGACAUGCUCAAGGUGACGGCCCCAACUAGGCUUCACACUUCCUUUGAAAUAAGGAAAUCUAGUGGAUUCCGGUAUCACUACAUAAAUGCCCAUAUUGUCUACAAUGAAGACAAGGAUUUACCGUCCCCCAGUUUUAAAUUAUGGCUCACUAGUGCAUGAGCAUCUGGUACGCGUUAAUAAUUAACAGCAAUCAGCCUAGGGUCAGGAUCACCUCUGGCCUGACCUCCCCCCUUGCAUUUCUGUCACACAGAGCUGCAAAGACAAAGAACACUUGAUGAAACAAUGGGGAAGGACAUUAGCAUAAUUUCAUUUUGAAGGAAAAACUAUCAUACUGUUAACUAUGAUAACGGAACAGUAGAGAAUGCCUUAUCACUUCAAUUAUUUAAUUGGAUUAUGUAAAGGGAUUAACAGCACACAAGCCCCAAUUUUAAAUAUUAGUUUCCAGGAUCUUAAGCCCAUAAUGUCAAUUUUCCAUAACAAUACUAAAGAUAUAACCAUUGUCAUUUUUUUUUUCCUGAAAAUAUCACAAAGACAAAAACUUCUGAGAUAGAAGGAAUCUGCGACUUUGUUUCACAAAAAUAAAUCAGGGAUCUAUUCUGGUGUCAAGAUAAGAAGCUGAAGGAUGUUCUACUAUCACCAGUGUAGGAAGAAGAGUAGUACAAUACAUGUACACCUGAACUUUGCCAUUAGUGUGUGUGUGUAAGCUCGAUGUAUACAUUUUGUAUUUUAAAAAGGAAAAAUAAACAAAAGUAGAAUGUAUAUAAACUUAA
Messenger RNA from Antechinus flavipes (yellow-footed antechinus), 2605 nucleotides. RefSeq names its product potassium voltage-gated channel interacting protein 4 (gene KCNIP4). Gene Ontology annotation, biological process: regulation of potassium ion transmembrane transport. Gene Ontology annotation, cellular component: voltage-gated potassium channel complex. Gene Ontology annotation, molecular function: potassium channel regulator activity; calcium ion binding. The transcript is spliced from 9 exons. The record is from RefSeq and is a predicted model, not a curated record. Bases 372 to 1124 code for a protein of 250 amino acids. NCBI's taxonomy places the organism in Eukaryota, Metazoa, Chordata, Mammalia, Dasyuromorphia, Dasyuridae.